Linum tenue is the source of this 1648-nucleotide messenger RNA. NCBI's taxonomy places the organism in Eukaryota, Viridiplantae, Streptophyta, Magnoliopsida, Malpighiales, Linaceae. The record is from the annotation of a GenBank genome assembly.
GUCGCCUCCUCCUCCUCCUCCUCCUUUCUAGUCUUAUUCUCUUCCUAAACCGCGCACUCUCUUCUUCCGUCUCCUCUACUUUUACCUCCCGGAGAAGACGAACAGACGAAGUAGCUUCUCCGUCCCUAAUUCGCGGAUUAAUUAAUCACAUACAAAUAUCCUUCUCCAUGGCGGCCGGUCAAUUCAGCUUCCAGUAACAAAUUUCAAAAAAAGUCACACAAGGUAAAAGCCAGAAUUCAGAAGAUUCGUCAUCAUGGCUGUUUCGACGACGACGGCGCCAGGGGAUCAGCUUCAUGGCAACAAUGGCAAUCACGUGAUGGGCGUCGUCAGCAACAACAAGAUUUCACAGAAUUCCUAUCCUAGCGGCGGAGGAAGCCGCAAUUUCGUCCUCCGACGGCGGAGCCUGGAAAUCUCGGCGGCCGUCUUCCUCGGAAUCGCCGUCUGCUGCCUCGUCCUCUACCGAUCCCUCUACUCGUCGGCUGGCGGCCUCCUGUUCCCCGGCUACUUGUUUUCAAUCUCUCGCGGCAGCAGCUCGCUCCAGGCCGCGGCCAAUCGGCCGGAAAUCACUUCUCCAGUCCCGGAAAGCAGCGACCCGGAGUUGAUGAGAGUACUAAAAAACGCAACCAGGACGACGGGAGGACCAAUGUCGUCGUUACCGUCAAGGACCGUGAUCCUAACGACGUUAAACUCGGCUUGGGCCGAGCCAGGUUCGAUCCUGGACCUGUUUCUGGAGAGCUUUAGGGCCGGAAACGGGACGCAUGAUUUGGUCGACAACUUGGUGAUCAUUUCACUUGACCAGAAGGCCCACCAGCGUUGCCAAGCCAUACACCCACAUUGCUAUGCUUUGACGACCCCAGGCGUCAAUUUCACCGGAGAGGCAUACUUCAUGACCAGCGAGUACUUGCUCAUGAUGUGGCGCCGUAUCGACUUCCUGGCCUCUAUUUUGCGUCUCGGAUACGACUUCGUUUUCACGGAUGCAGACAUAAUGUGGUUCCGGAACCCAUUCCCGCACUUCCACAAAGACGCCGACUUCCAGAUCGCGUGCGACCAGUACACCGGCCACCGCGGCGGCGGCUCCUCCACCGACCGACGCAACCGCCCCAACGGCGGGUUCACGUUCGUGCGGUCCAACGUGCGGACCCUCCAGUUCUACCGGUUCUGGUACCACGCGAGACACAGUUUCCCGGGGAUGCACGACCAGGACGUGCUGAACAAGAUCAAGUUCGACCCCUUCCUCGACGCCAUCGGGCUGAAAGUCCGGUUCCUGGACACGGCCUACUUCGGCGGGUUCUGCGAGCCGGCCCGGAACCUCAACUGGGCCUGCACCAUGCACGCCAACUGCUGCGUCGGGCUGGGCCACAAGAUCCACGACCUCAACGUCGUGCUUGGGGACUGGAAACAUUAUAUGUCGCUGCCGGCUGACUCCAGAGGCUCGGCUUCGUUGACUUGGCGAGCUCCCCAGAGGUGCAGGGUUUGAUGAUGACUGAUGAACCGUGGCAUUUCAAUUCGAGGGGGGUUUUAGAACAGGUGUAUGAUUACUUGCCAUAGGAAUUACAUAAUUUUCUUGAUUACAUCAUUUGGUUGUCAUUUUGAAGUGUAAGUAAAACGACCAUGGAAAUGACAAUUCAAUUUAAAUUGAUUCAUGGGA